AUGGAGAAUGCUAAAAGUGUCGGCACACCUUUAGAGGCUCAUUUUAAAUUGAGCUCCAAAUAUAGUCCUUCAAAUGAUGAUGAGAAGGAAUGUAUGAAGAAUGUUCCCUAUAGUUCAGUUUUUGGUAGUCUUAUGUAUGCUAUGAGCUUUUGUGUUCGAUCGGUUUCCCAAAGGAUAUCUCAAACGAUGAUUAUAUCGGUCAUGUUCAAGCUUUUCGUGUUUCUCGCUUUAGUUGGCAUUGCAAAUUCUCAAGGCUUGAAGCUUGACUUCUACAAGCAAACAUGCCCCUCCCUCGAUGCCAUUGUUAGAGAGACCACUGCUCGCUUCGUUCUUAGAGCGCCUACUCUUGCUGCGCCAUUGUUAAGGAUGCAUUUUCACGAUUGUUUUGUGAGGGGAUGUGAUGGUUCGGUACUACUAAACUCUACUAAGAGCAACCAAUCUGAGAAAGAAGCAAUACCCAACCAAACUUUGAGAGGAUGGCAUGUUAUCGACGCUGUGAAAACCGCUAUAGAAAAGAAGUGUCCGGGUGUCGUAUCAUGCGCCGACAUCUUGGCCUUAAUAGCUCGAGAUUCUACCUUGUUGAUUAAUGGACCUUUUUGGGAAGUUCCCUUGGGGAGAAGAGAUGGAAGUGUAUCCAUCUCCAAUGAGGCCUUAAAUGGUUUGCCAUCUCCCUUUGCAAACAUUACAACACUCAAAUCCCAAUUUUCGGUUUUGGGUUUGGACGCAAAAGACCUCGCGGUUCUUUCAGGAGCACACACAAUUGGAAUAGGUCAUUGCUUCGCCUUCAACAACCGGUUGUACAACUUCACCGGUAAGGGCGACACAGACCCCACCAUGGACCCUAACUACAUAGCUCGACUCAAGACUCGAUGCAAACCCGGGGACUCUACAACCUUUGUCGAGAUGGACCCUGGGAGCUUCAAAACCUUUGACGAGGAUUACUACACGAUGGUCUCAAAGAGGAGAGGCUUGUUCCAGUCCGAUGCAGCCCUACUAGCUGAUCAAGAGACAAAGGCCUAUGUGAAGCUUCAAGCUUUAAGCCAUGGUUCUACCUUCUUUAAGGAUUUUGGUGUUUCAAUGAUUAAGAUGGGGAAUGUUGGAGUGCUCACAGGGAAUGCUGGUGAAAUAAGGAAGCAAUGUGCUUUGGUUAAUUAGAUGAAAUUAAUUAGGCUUCUCAUUGCUUGUUUUUCUUUUCUUUCAUUUUUAUUAUUUAAAUU
Messenger RNA from Impatiens glandulifera, 1217 nucleotides. RefSeq names its product peroxidase 27-like. The record is from RefSeq and is a predicted model, not a curated record. The transcript is spliced from 5 exons. The coding region runs from base 1 to 1155 and encodes 384 amino acids. Gene Ontology annotation, cellular component: plant-type cell wall; plasmodesma. NCBI's taxonomy places the organism in Eukaryota, Viridiplantae, Streptophyta, Magnoliopsida, Ericales, Balsaminaceae. Gene Ontology annotation, biological process: response to oxidative stress; hydrogen peroxide catabolic process. Gene Ontology annotation, molecular function: heme binding; peroxidase activity.